GGCGACGCAUUUGUCUCAUGACACCGAUGAUUGUUCAGCUGUAUGUGCUAUAUGUUUUGAGUUUUAUCGUGACCCUGUCAGUCUUCCAGGGUGUUCCCAUACGUUUUGUAUGUCUUGUCUUUUAUCUUAUGCUGGAUCGACGAAGAAAGUCGGCGAAAAUGACACAAACAUUUUAAAUUGCCCAGUCUGCAGAAAAUGUUUUCACACAGACAGCAUUGACUCUUGGAUCAAAACUUUACGAAGCAGCGACAUGCAUUGUGAUUCCUGUGAAAGACAAUGUACUUCGUGCACAGCAGUGUGGUUUUGCCAAGACUGUUCUGAUAACCUUUGUGAUCAGUGCUUUAAAUUUCAUAAAUCUAAUAGAUCGUCAAUGGGACAUGUUACCCGUAAACUCGAAGACAACAGGGAAAGUGUAUAUGUUGCGAAUUUAUUCUGUAAUAAACACAUUGACAGGAGGUUGGAUGUAUAUUGCUUUGAUCAUGAUAUCCCUUGUUGCUCGAUGUGUGCUACAUUCAAUCACCGAAAAUGUGAGCAUAUUUCACCUUUGAAUGAAUGCUCAAAGGCAGUAGAAAAAACAGAUGAGAAAUCAAGUUUCAAAACGAUGACUGAAAUUACACAAAACAAACUGAAAAAGGCUUUGAAGACAUUUGAAGAAUGUAAAACAACCUGUAAAGAAAAAGCCGAAAAGCUUCAAGCUCAGGUGAACUUUUUGACUGAAAACAUCAUUCGGCGACUGCAAGAAGACAAAUCAGGGAUAAUCAUCGACCUUUCCGCAAUUGAAAAGGAAUAUCUUAUCAAUAUCGAGUUAAAGUCUGCACCACUAGAAAAAGCAUGCGAGAUUUUGACAAAGAGCGAACAAUUAUUAAACCCCGCAAACAAAAUCGAUGAUAUUACAAUGUUUCUUGAAAUAAAACGCAUGCAACGGGAGCUUAAUCCUAUUCAGAAAAUCCUUCAAAAUUUGGAAAUCUUAACCGAUGCGUUUGAACCUAAAAUGGCAAUAAAUAGAUAUUUUGAUGAGUAUUUGUCUGGUUGUUUCAAUGUGGCAGAAGUUUAUGACAAUGUUGAAAGAUGUAAAACUUAUUCAAGUAAAAUGUCUUUGUUUGGUAUUGCACUAGCAGCAACAAUAAGAGGAUAUAAGACCAAUUGUAGAUUUACUGAUGCAGAGUUUGUUGCUAAAGAAAGCAUUAUUGCAGUCUGUGGAACAACAAAUGCUGCAUACCUUUAUACAUUGGAUGGAUCCCUCAUUAAGCAACACAAGCUAUCUGGUAGUCCAUGGGCCAUAGCAAAAAUUGCAGCAAACCAGUUUGCAAUAUCCAUUAAGUCCCCUCCAGCUGUAGAAAUAUUAUAUAUAAAAGAAACGUUUGUCCGGACUGACAAUGUCAUCAAACUACCUUGGAUACCGUUUGGAAUAACUACGAAGGGUCCAAAUGUACUCAUCGUUACCUCUGGAAAGAGAAUCGUUUACAUUGCCAGAGAUGGGACUGUUAUAACAUCACAUCAUACCGGAGCGGAACGUCCAUAUGGCCUUUGUGUCAAUCCUGAAGGACAGAUAAUUAUGACUGAUUACGACGGUGCUCAAGAUGUUACAUUCUUUAAAAGUAUAGAACUUGAAGAAGUAAAGAAUUUCAAGCAUCCAAUGUUGAAGAGUCCAUCUGGUGUAGCUUGUGAUAUUUUCGGCAAUGUGUAUGUGUCUGGAUUCAAUUCUCACAACGUUUUCCAGCUUAAUAAAAAUGGAAGCAUUGUCAGGGUUCUAUUGGAAAAUAAAGAAAAAUUGAAGAUGAAGAAUCCGAUUGGUUUACGAGUCGAGUUUGUCAAGAGCUCUUUAAAAAUGCUUCUUACAUCCCUUGAUAGUGUCUUAAUUUUCAAUUUUCAUGAAGGAAAUUGAUUUUGUAAAAAAAAGUGCAUGCAUUAAUUAUUUGUAUUUGUGUUACGGUUUAUUUAUUGAUAAAGAACUUGAAAUCAUUGAUUGUUUCGUUCUUUACCAAUGCUCUUUGGUUAUAUCCAUCAGAUGUGGGUGCUUAUAACUUUUUAGUUACAAUCACAUUUAA
Messenger RNA from Saccostrea cuccullata (small rock oyster), 2048 nucleotides. RefSeq lists its product as uncharacterized. The record is from RefSeq and is a predicted model, not a curated record. Lineage: Eukaryota; Metazoa; Mollusca; Bivalvia; Ostreida; Ostreidae. The transcript has a single exon. Gene Ontology annotation, molecular function: zinc ion binding. The coding region runs from base 110 to 1885 and encodes 591 amino acids.